Molecule: messenger RNA, 331 nt
Organism: Staurois parvus
Lineage: Eukaryota; Metazoa; Chordata; Amphibia; Anura; Ranidae
Source: the annotation of a GenBank genome assembly
CAGGAUCAGGCAGGGUCGGCAACAAGUCAGGCAGAAACAGGAACAGGAACGCAGGUUACAAGAUACAGGGGCCCAUGGAAAAAACACACCACCAGGCACAGACUGCAGGUCUGGCCAUCCCUUAAAUACACCUGCAAUCAGCCCCAGGUGAUGGCUAAUUGCCGAAGUGAACCUCUGGUUGUUGAGAGCACCCGCGGGCCAGCCAUGGUACUGCAGCCCACAAGGCAGGUGAGUCCCACCACUAUUGGCAAGUCCAUUCCUGACAAGCAUGUCCUUGCUGGCAGAGGUCUCUACCCUGUCAGCUUUACUCGAUGAUUGCCGAGUGCCGGCC